Cyphomyrmex costatus is the source of this 2085-nucleotide messenger RNA. RefSeq names its product leucine-rich repeat protein SHOC-2. The coding region runs from base 736 to 1965 and encodes 409 amino acids. The transcript is spliced from 7 exons. The record is from RefSeq and is a predicted model, not a curated record. NCBI's taxonomy places the organism in Eukaryota, Metazoa, Arthropoda, Insecta, Hymenoptera, Formicidae. Gene Ontology annotation, cellular component: cytoplasm. Gene Ontology annotation, molecular function: protein binding.
GGUGAAAGUAGCCGUAAGGAAAGGAUAACGUAACUUUAGCGUUCACACUUCACCGUAUCUGGAAUAAACGAUUGACCGAUUGGUUUGUUUUUGGAGCUUUUAUCUAUCUUUUGUGGAUAAAGCCUGAUGUGGAAGGUUGGAAGUGUCCAGGUGUCUUGGAUAUGACUGGCUAUGUUUACUUCGUCUGCGAGGAUCUGGCCUAACUAAAUAUAGAAGAAGAAGAAGACGAUUGACUGAUUUUGUGAGAUUGAUAAAUAUAUAAAACGGAUACGACAAAAGACUGAAGAAAACAAAAGAUAACGUGAAAUUAAAAAUGCAUCCGUACUGGAUUUUCUGCCGUAGGAGAGACACGAGAAAGUAUAUACUCCUAUACUACACUUCGUUUGUUUAACGCGUCAGAUGAAUUAAGAUAAUUAACAUUGUUACUCCGCAAUCCCGACUAGUCCCGACUAACAAUAAUAAUAAUUUGUCAUGGGUGAGCGAAUGUCAGACUAAUUGGCUCCUUUUCCAGUACGACGAUCAUGCGUCCCUGUAAAGCUUAUUUUACCCGUACCAACGCGAAAGUUUAUUUUAAUACAGCUGAUGUAGCGAGCAAACCGAGUUAUUUCGGGCCUGCGUCCAUUGCUAAUGUCUAAUCUCAGGUUCACAGACCGAUUCCUACCGAUCUCGAUGUUGAAAGUCACUCCCUGGCUCCGGCACUUCCCGGAGUACUCUAAUUAAUUUUACAUUUCAAACAUGGAUCCAGAUCCUGUAGAGAUGGCGAACGAGGUCAAAAGCAAAAUCAUACUGCAUUGGAACUGUCGGGGUCUCAUGGAGUUUCCGGAGGUAAUAAGACAACACGGCAGUCACAUUCAAGAGAUAUAUCUGAAGUGGAACAAACUGACCACUCUGCCACCGUGGAUCACGGAGCUGUUCAAUGUGACCAACUUGUACAUGUAUGGCAAUCGGAUUGAACAGUUACCUGUGGAACUCGGUGAGAUGACUCAGUUGACAGUGCUGGAUUUAAGUGCCAACAAAUUAGAACUGAUAUCUGGCUGCAUCGGCAAUCUGAGCAAUCUAAAAUCCUUAUACUUGAAUGACAACUUUAUAAAGAGAUUACCAAUUGAGUUGAGCCAACUGAAUAAUCUGGAAAUACUGUCUGUCUCGGGUAAUCAGAUUGUCGCACUGCCGGAGUGGACCGGUUCUCUUCCAAGACUUCAAGAGCUAUAUGUGGAUAACAAUCGACUGAAGGAAUUACCUAACAGAUUGACCAUAGCUCCUGAACUUACCAUGAUCUCUGUGUGUUCAAACAGGUUGAAAUAUUUGCCACUGAAUGGAUUUCUAUCAGCUCCCUGUAUACGAUUCGAUGCAAACGAAUACUUAAAUUAUGUAUCGUAUCCGCUUCUAUUUCAAUUACUUUCGCAACUACGCACGACGGUUGUUCGCGACAGAGAAUGUUUGGCAUUCGGAUGUUUUAAGACGCAUUAUGACACAAAUAUGCUAAACACAAAUACAAAAUUGUACAUAAAAAUGAAGGGUCUACAUGAAAUAAAUGCCGAUGUUAUAAUCGAAUUACCACGGCAAAUGCUAAAGAUUCAUGAAGUUCAUGAAAACGUGACUUCUUCUUUGUUGGAAUUAGCGCUAAGGAAAGUUUAUACCGAAAGAUAUAAGCACACGCUCGACGUUUCCGUUUCUCCUGCAAACGUAACAAUACUCUACAAACCACUUAAAAAUAUUGAACUGGACUUCACACUGUCUACGAGUUAUACUUUGUACAAUUUAUUAACAAACGGGCCCACUGGUAUCUGCAUAAAUUCUCAAUGCCAGCAACCGAUAUUCACAGAAGCUUGGAUUAUUGUCGGUGUCAACCGUUAUGCAGAAUCUAUGAUAACGAUCGCUUUAUGUUGUAGCAGAAGUUGUGCUACUGCGUUUGCUGCACACUCAAGUACAACGACUAUUAAUCUUCAUUGGCACUCCAUCAAUUGAUGAAUCCUCCUAACUGGGUAUCUAAUCAAUCCGCUUCUGUAUAUAUAAUGUUAAGAGAAUAAAAAAAUCUUGCGCGUUCAACUGAAAUCUUGUGUCAAUAAGUUUUUAAAUUAACUCUUU